Cynara cardunculus var. scolymus (artichoke) is the source of this 1364-nucleotide messenger RNA. RefSeq names its product plant cysteine oxidase 4-like. The coding region runs from base 310 to 1176 and encodes 288 amino acids. NCBI's taxonomy places the organism in Eukaryota, Viridiplantae, Streptophyta, Magnoliopsida, Asterales, Asteraceae. The record is from RefSeq and is a predicted model, not a curated record. The transcript has 7 exons. Gene Ontology annotation, molecular function: oxidoreductase activity, acting on single donors with incorporation of molecular oxygen, incorporation of two atoms of oxygen.
UUCCAUUCCCAAUUCGUAUCCAACGUCCCCUUCUUCAACUUGAGCGGUGCCAAGUGGUGAAAACAUGUGGUGCCUUGCCAAUUGAUGGAGAUGUGGAUAUACUGUGGUGAAGUUGGUGAACACUGUAAGAUUCAAUUAACCAACUGUGAUCCCGAUUCGCUACAAAAAGCUAUUUACAUAGGGGCUUCUGUGUAUUAGAGGACCCAGCGGUUUCAAUCUUUUGCAAAUAGACGAGAUUUCUGCAGAAGGAGGGUAAUUAUUUUGGCUUUUGGGUUUAACGCGGUUGGUUGGUGGUGUUUUCGUUAAAUCAUGCCUCAAAUACAGAAGCUUUAUAAUGCCUGUAAAGCAUCUUUAUCUCCAACUGGACCGGUGUCAGAGGAUGCUCUUGGAAAAAUUCAAGCUCUCUUAGAUAAAAUCAAGCCUUCGGAUGUAGGUCUGGAGCAGGAAGCACAAUUAGUACGUAGCUGGACUGGUCCUGUUAAUGAACGCAACGGUGCCAAUCGAUCUUUGCCACCAAUUAAAUAUAUUCAUAUUCAUGAGUCUGAUAGCUUCUCCAUGGGGAUAUUCUGCAUGCCAUCUUCCUCCAUCAUUCCCCUUCAUAAUCAUCCUGGAAUGACUGUGUUUAGCAAGCUUCUUUACGGAUCAAUGCAUGUAAAUGCGUAUGAUUGGGUCGAUGAACCACCUUCGCCAUCAGAUGCAUCCCAAGGAAAUUUCUCCCGAGUUCCACCCCCUUCACCAAAAUUCCUGGAUCCGCCACAAAUGUGGGGUGCACUGGUUUGGUCUGGUUUUAUAUAUUUAAAAUUCAGAAGAGUAAUUCUCUUACAGCCGCUAUGCUCUAUGUGGUGGAGUUCAGCGAGACCUGCAAAGCUCGUUAAAGAUGGUAUAAUGACCGCUCCCUGUGGGACGACCAUUCUGCAUCCAACCAAAGGAGGCAACAUCCAUUGUUUUGAUGCCAUAACUCCUUGUGCCAUCUUUGACAUCUUGUCACCACCUUACUCUUCUGAGGAUGGGCGGCACUGCACUUAUUUCCGGCGGUUAACUGACAUAGAUCCACCAGGUACGAUUGAAGUAGAUGGCGAAAUAUGCUCCGAAGUUGCGUGGUUAGAAGAAUUUCAACCGCCUGAUGAUUUUGUGAUCCGGAGGGGUCGGUACAAAGGUCGUGUUAUCAAGACUUGAAAUUGUUUUUACCGGAACAAAUUGAACAUUCAAAAAUUGGGCAGCAUCUGAGGUGCAAAAAUUGGAUAUGGUUUCUAAGAUGCUAUAGGACAAUAAUGUAAUCCUAUUGGUUAUUAUGCAGACUUUGCAAAUCAUAUACAACAUGAUAUAGUGUCCAGUUAUUAAUAUCUCUGGUUCUCAUUACUCUA